Molecule: messenger RNA, 243 nt
Organism: Haemonchus placei
Lineage: Eukaryota; Metazoa; Nematoda; Chromadorea; Rhabditida; Trichostrongylidae
Source: the annotation of a GenBank genome assembly
AUGAGAAAGACUUACUUCGAUGAAGGAUACGAGUCCAAGUCGGGAGGAGGGGGUGGCUCAGAAACAAUCUGUGAUGAUGGUCCUAGUUGCUCAUACUCACUACCAGGAGAAGACAGUGGAGUUUUUGCUCCCGAAGUAAAUGAGGAUGAUGGUGCCAGUGGUGGUGGUGGCAGCGAUGGAGGUGGCGGAACUACACCCAUGCUCACUUUUUCGGUCAUGGCUGGAACAAAAAAAAUCAAUUAA